Molecule: messenger RNA, 1782 nt
Organism: Triticum turgidum subsp. durum (durum wheat)
Lineage: Eukaryota; Viridiplantae; Streptophyta; Magnoliopsida; Poales; Poaceae
Source: the annotation of a GenBank genome assembly
AUGGCGUCGUCUAUCACUGCUCCGGCCGCUGCCCCCGGCAGCGUCGUCAGGCCACCAGCUAAGGUUAGGCCACGGCCACCACCAUCGAGGUUCAACCCUAACGAUCCCCGCAGGAACGCGGAUGGCUCUGCUGUUGUCACUUGGAAGGGCCCAAUGCGAGCGGCUCCCGCGCGGAAAAAGUGGCCCAACCCGUUCCAGCGCAUGGUGGCCGCUGCGUUGGACGCGGUGGAGGACAGGCUAGUCGUCGGCAUUCUCGAGCGCAAGCACCCGCUGCCGCGAACGGCGGAUCCGGCCGUGCAGAUCUCCGGUAACUACGCGCCGGUGGGGGAGCUUCCACCCGCCGGGCCGGAGGACCUCCCUGUCGUGUCAGGCCGCGUCCCGGCGUGCCUCGAAGGCGUGUACGUCCGCAACGGCGCCAACCCGCUCCACGCGCCGCGCGCUGGCCACCACCUGUUCGACGGCGACGGGAUGCUCCACGCCGUACGCCUAGGCGGUGGCCGUGCCGAGUCCUACGCGUGCCGGUUCACGGAGACGGCAAGGCUUCGGCAGGAGCGCGAGAUUGGCCGCCCCAUUUUCCCCAAGGCUAUCGGCGAGCUCCACGGCCAUUCUGGCGUGGCGCGGCUGGCGCUCUUCGGGGCAAGGUCGAUCUGCGGCGUGGUGGACGCGUCUCAAGGGAUCGGUGUCGCCAACGCUGGGCUGGUGUACCACGACGGCCGCCUCCUCGCCAUGUCCGAGGACGACCUCCCCUACCACGUUCGCGUCACCCCCGAUGGCGACCUUGAGACGGUCGGCCGCUACGACUUCAAUGGGCAGCUCGAUGGCGCCAUGAUCGCGCACCCCAAGCUCGACCCGGCCACCGGCGAGCUUUUUGCGCUCAGCUACAAUGUUGUCUCGAAACCUUACCUCAAGUACUUCUACUUCACAGCCGACGGGCACAAAUCCCACGACGUCGAUAUCCCGGUCGACGAGCCAACAAUGAUUCACGACUUCGCCGUCAGCGAGAACUACGCCAUCGUCCCUGACCAGCAGAUCGUUUUCAAGCUCCAAGAGAUGGUGCUAGGCGGCUCACCGGUGGUGUACGACAAGAACAAGACGGCGCGGUUCGGCGUGCUGCCUAAGCGCGCUGCCAACGCUUCGGAGCUCCGGUGGGUGGAGGUCCCCGGCUGCUUCUGCUUCCAUCUCUGGAACGCGUGGGAGGACGAGGCCACCGGUGAGAUCGUAGUCAUUGGGUCCUGCAUGACACCGCCGGACGCCGUGUUCAACGAGUCACCGGACCAGGAGCAGAGCUUCCGAAGCGUGCUCUCGGAGAUACGCCUCGACCCGCGCACUGGUACGUCCCGCCGCCGCGCCGUGCUGCGGGAGGCCGACCAGGUGAACCUUGAGGCCGGCAUGGUGAACCGGCAGCUCCUGGGGAGAAAGACGCGGUAUGCCUACCUCGCCAUCUCUGAGCCGUGGCCCAGGGUUUCCGGUUUCGCCAAGGUGGACCUCGAGUCCGGCACGGUGGAGAAGUUCACCUACGGCAAGGGUCGGUACGGCGGUGAGCCCUGCUUCGUGCCGCACGCGGAUGGCUCCGGCGCGGAGGACGACGGGUACGUGCUCUGCUUCGUGCACGACGAGAGCCGCGGUAACGCCGACGGCACGUCGUCGGAGCUGCUGGUUGUCAACGCCCGGGACUUGCGCUCGGAGGCCACUGUAAAGCUGCCGGGGCGCGUGCCACGGAUUUCACGGCACAUUCAUCACCGCCACGGAGCUGCAGCGACAAGCCCAGCUAUAGCUAGCUAG